AUGACUAUUGAAGCCAAAAAUGUUACUAUCGGUGUGCUUGCGCUACAGGGGGCGUUUGCGGAGCACGUUGAGCACUUGAAACAGGCGGCGUUGACGCUCCAGAAACACUCCAUGGGGGAAAAUGGGAGCAUUAGAGGAGCGUCAAUUCGCGUGAUUGAAGUGCGAACUGCCGAAGAGUUAUCUAUUUGUGAGGGGCUUGUUAUUCCUGGGGGUGAGAGUACAGCCAUCUCGCUUGUUGCAGAACGCACAGGGAUGCUAGAGCCACUACGUGCCUAUGUGCACGAACUUGUUCAUCAAGGACAACCGGGAGAAGAAAGAGUUUUGAGUCAGGGCCGGGCCGUGUGGGGGACAUGUGCCGGGCUCAUUUUAGUUGCUAGCGAGGCUGGCGGGUGUCCUGCUAGAGGUCAAGAAAUCCUUGGAGGAUUAGAUGUGAAAGUUUCUCGAAACCAUUUUGGAAGUCAGUUAGACUCGUUUAUUGCACCACUUGAGAUGCCUAUUUUAAAAGAACUUGGGUCAGAGAAUGGAGCUCCAUUUGAAGGUGUUUUUAUUAGAGCACCUGUUGUUGAUGCUGUCAACAUUUCUACGGCCAAACCUACAUUGUUUGGACUUGGAGAGAAAAAGAAAGCUAUUGAAAGAGACAUUGAGAAGAGUUUGGUUGUUCAGGCGCCCAACCCAAGCGCUGAGUGGGUGGAAUUUGUUGCAAACAAUCCUGUUGAAGUAUUGACAACGCUGGAGCGAGCCGGGGGAGAGCUGUGCGUUGCAGUGCGCCAGGGCCGAACUCUAGGGACAAGUUUCCAUCCAGAGUUGACUUCUGACUCUAGACUUCAUCAAUGGUGGAUUCAAAAGUGCGUUUUACAAGCCUAA
Messenger RNA from Magnusiomyces paraingens, 864 nucleotides. RefSeq lists its product as uncharacterized. NCBI's taxonomy places the organism in Eukaryota, Fungi, Ascomycota, Dipodascomycetes, Dipodascales, Dipodascaceae. The transcript has a single exon. Gene Ontology annotation, biological process: pyridoxine metabolic process; pyridoxal 5'-phosphate biosynthetic process. Gene Ontology annotation, cellular component: glutaminase complex; cytosol. Gene Ontology annotation, molecular function: glutaminase activity. The record is from RefSeq and is a predicted model, not a curated record. Bases 1 to 864 code for a protein of 287 amino acids.